Lampris incognitus (smalleye Pacific opah) is the source of this 4628-nucleotide messenger RNA. Its product is annotated as enhancer of polycomb homolog 1-like. The transcript is spliced from 14 exons. The coding region runs from base 328 to 2868 and encodes 846 amino acids. Gene Ontology annotation, biological process: regulation of transcription by RNA polymerase II. NCBI's taxonomy places the organism in Eukaryota, Metazoa, Chordata, Actinopteri, Lampriformes, Lampridae. Gene Ontology annotation, cellular component: piccolo histone acetyltransferase complex. The record is from RefSeq and is a predicted model, not a curated record.
ACCGUGUGGGAAUGGCUGAUCGGUGAACGGGGGUUGGACCGCUCCGAGCAAACGGUGCAAAAGAGUUUUAAAUGUCCGCCAUGUUGUCCAUGGCGUACUGAACCAGCGGUGGGGAGCGGAGCGUCGGGGAAAAUAGUCCGAAAGAGAGCGACCAAGAUCCGGGCCUUCCCGGCUCCGUUGGCGACGCCCUAAAACACAGCACCAUCCAGUCGAACGUUAGAAUUGAGACUAACUGCACAGAAUCAUCCAUGAAAGCUCCACUCGACACCGUUGUGAAUAUCAGGAGAUCGGAUAGAUUUAUAUUGAAUCUCGAAAUUUGAGAAAAAAAUGAGUAAAUUGUCGUUUCGGGCACGGGCGCUGGACGCUUCCAAGCCGUUACCCGUCUUCCGUUGUGAGGAUUUACCCGACCUACACGAAUAUGCAUCCAUUAACCGGGCGGUGCCGCAGAUGCCAACGGGGAUGGAGAAAGAAGAGGAAUCGGAGCACCAUCUCCAAAGGGCCAUCUCGGCACAGCAGGUGUACGGCGAGAAACGGGAUAACAUGGUGAUCCCGGUCCCCGAGGCAGAGAGUAACAUCGCCUACUAUGAGUCCCUUUAUCCUGGGGACUUCAAGAUGCCAAAGCAGCUUAUUCACAUACAGCCUUUCAGCCUGGAUACAGAGCAGCCCGACUAUGACCUGGACUCUGACGAUGACUCCUUUGUCACCAAGCUGAAGAAGAAGAUGGAGCUCAGCCUCCUGCAGUUUGAGGAGAUGGUUGACCGACUGGAGAAAGGCAGUGGCCAGCAGCUGGUGAGUCUCCCAGAGGCCAAACUUCUCCUAAAGGAAGACGAUGAACUCAUCAAGGAGGUGUUUGACUACUGGAGCCGCAAGAGGAAAAACUGCAAGGGCACCUCACUCAUCCCCAACGUCAAACAGGAGAAGCGGGAUGGUUCCAGCACCAACGACCCCUAUGUGGCCUUCCGCCGGCGCACUGAGAAGAUGCAGACCAGAAAGAACCGUAAGAAUGAUGAGGCGUCAUAUGAGAAGAUGCUGAAGUUGCGGCGGGACCUGAGCCGGGCCGUCACCAUCCUGGAGAUGAUCAAGAGGAGGGAGAAGAGCAAGAGGGAGCUGCUACACCUCACGCUGGAGAUCUUUGAGAAAAGAAAUGUCAUGUCUGAUUUUGGCGGGGAGAUAAUGGCAGAGGUGCUGGCCCAACGGGCACUGGUCAAACCACAGAUAAUCCCCCUGGUCCCUCUCAACAACCAGUACAGACACCAGGACCACAUGGACCUCAAGGACUACAAGUCUAAGCCCGAGAAGUUGGAAGCCCCCCGGCAGAAGAGGAAGUACGAGAAGAAGCAGAAGGUGUUGCCUCUGUCAUCAGUGGCACCCCAUCACUCGGGCCCUGUUGUCUUCAAUGCCAAGGACCUCAAUCAGUACGACUUCCCCAGCUCAGAUGACGAGCCCUUCUCUCAGUUGCACUCGGGCUCAUCAGAAGCAGAGGAGGAGAAUGACCCAGAUGGUGCCUAUGCCUUCCGCCGGAGGGCAGGCUGCCAAUACUAUGCUGCUCGUCAGGAGAGUAUGGGUAGCUGGCCGUGGUGCGGGCCUUGGGAGGGUGGCUUGGCAGAGGCCCGCUAUCGCUACAGCCUCACCACACUCACCCUACCACGACGCUGUCUGGGCAUGGCUCGACGACGCAUUGGCAGAGGGGGCAGGGUAUUGCUGGACAGGGCGCACACAGACUACGACAACGUGUUCCACGGGCUGGAUCCAGAUAUGCUUGACCCCCCUCUGACCCCCUCUUCUCCUGUUCCUCUCACCACUACUCUGUGCUCGUCGGCUGUUGACAAGUUCGCCAAUAACUCAGAAACGAAUACCUCGGACAGAAGCUCCUCAAUCUCCCCUUCUCCUUCCUCUCCUUCCUGCACGGACCUCAGUCAGAUACUGUUGAAUAUUAAGGCGUGCCGAUGGAGGCACUUUAGGCCACGGACACUACCACUACAUGAGCUGGACAAUGCCCACCCACUGUUCCGGAGGCUGAGUCGGAGCCUGAAGCACCGGGUCUCCUCCAUGGUCAGGGGCCAGCCCGGCAGCGCUCAAUCCCAGGGCAGGGUGGCCCCUGCACCUGCCCCUGUCACUGCUUUCACAGCCGAACAGUACCAGCAGCAUCAGGAACAGCUGGCCUUGAUGCAGAAACAGCAGCUGGAGCAGGUCCAGCAACAACAGCAAGCCAACAGUUCCACCACUGCCAACAGCACACAGGGUUUGGUGUUGAAGACUUUGGACCAGGCCAGCGCCCAGUUUGCUGCCUCAGCCGUAGUCACCACAGACCAGCUACUGGCCCUGAAGACAAAGGAGGACCCAGCCCUGGGAAGUGGAGUCAAUGGCGUCCUCUCACCCUCAGGUGUCUACAGGGGCUUGCAACUCCCGAGCACAGCGUCCCCAUCGCCUGCAGCCCCGGCCCCGCCCACCACCACCCUAAGCCCCGCCUUCCUCCACCCCAGCACCACCUCAACCAUGCACACCCCCUCCUCUGCCUCCGCUAACAACAACAACAACAAUGGCACCGCUCAUCCACCUGCCAGCAUCUCCAAUGCCAACACCACUAACACCACCACUCAGGUCCUGCUAGGGAACAGCAGCAACAGCCUCCGCCUGGGCGUUUCUACCACCAAGCGUGCACAUGCCCCCCGGACACUCAAUGCGGCCGUAUCAACGUCCGCCUUAAAGCUGGCUGCGGCAGCUGCAGCUACCGCCAACUGUCAGAAGCCCAAGGUCAACACAGCCUCGGGCUCAUCGCUGGACAUGGGGCCCAGGGAGAAUCACGAUCAAGACAAGCCGGCACUGAACAGUCUAUCAGAGAACACAGUGGCCAUGGAGGUCACGUAGCCUCCUACGCACAACACCAGGGGAGGGAAGCCUCCUAGUUCCUUGGCUUUUGUUUGAUUUUUUUCCUUUUCUUUUUUUUUCUUCCCUCCUUCCCCCCUUUAUUUUUUUUAUUUGAUUUUUAUUUUUUCUAAGGUGCUAUGCAUCGUCUGUAAGAGUCGUGAAUGCAAGCUGCGGCAGAAUGAGCACAGCAAUGCUGUGUUUCCAUGGCAACAAUUAUUGGGACUUAAUUGCAAUGCUCGUCUCGUAAAGUUGUCCCCCCGUUUCCCCAUUUGUUACUGUUCAAUAAGAUCAGCGUCUGUAAAUUAUGAAUAUGGCGAUUAUAUGUACAGUACUGCAUAUUUGUAAUACCCCCUGCCCCACCCCGACUCCACCUCCUCCUCCUAUACCUCUUCUUGUAUAUAACAUUACUUGAAUACAGAAUUGUUCAUUUGUGAUGUUUUGCACUCGGGAAAUUAAAAAAAAAAAUCAAAUUAAAAAGAAAAAAAUCGACAAACUCCAACUGAUGCGAGUGUGAGGUUUGAGAGUUGCAUCGCAGUAAAGUGUCAUCACGUGCAUGGUGCGGAACCUGUUGUUUGAUCUAUUUAUUGUGCCGUGUUUACAAAGCUGUUUGUUUUUUGUUUUGUUUGUUCAUUUCAAUCAUCCGGUUUUUUUGGUUUUUCCUUUGUUCCCAUCAUUCUUUUUGUACACUACCUUUCACCAGUUCCCCUGCUGUUGUCGGUGUUUAGCUAGAUGUUAACUUCUCUCUCUCUGUCGCUGUAAUUGGUUUUUGUUUUUUUGUCCCCCCCCCCCCCCUAUGUUGUGAACAUGGCCGGGGUUUUGCGCGUGGUAUUGGGUUUCCCUCCCCUGGUUGUUCCGCUGCUGUCAUGGUGAAGCCACACUGAUGUGCGUUCAUGACCGGGACAGGCGGAAGGAGAGGAAAAGGUGUGAAUUUGUUCAGCUGAGGCAUCAGUUUGUGAGUGGGUUAAUCUGUUCCUGCAAAGCUCUUCCAUACAUAAAUUAUUCCAGUGACAAGUAACAAAACAAUGGGGAUGAAGACUUUCCCAGAAGACCUUGCUGCUUCUGACUUAUCUAAGCACUAUUUUUUUUCCAGUUUCAUUGAUUGAUGCUGCUUUUUAUAUUAUUUUGGUCUCUGGUUUAUGCCAGCAGGCCUGAUUAUUAACUUUUUUUUCCCUUAAAAACAGAUCCCCCCCAAACAGACUCACACUUCUUAUUUUGUGAAAAAACUUGUUAUUUUUUUAUCUGCCUGUAUGAUCCUCGUUGAAAGACUUCAUUCUUUUGUUACUUGUUGUUCUAAAACAAAAAAAUAACAGAUAUAAGGGAGAAAAAAAUGCAGUAACUGUUGGACAUUAAACAUCAUUCCAGUUUCUAUGUAAUACAAGAAGGAAAAAAAUGUAUUGAGUGGGGGGGAAGAAAAAGAAAUGGCCAUUUUUUGGGUGUAGAAUUCUCCAGAAGGCUGCAAGGCCAUGAACCAUAAGUUAUCGGGUGCCUUCCUUUUGGGAAAAAAAAAACAAAAAACAAAAAAAAAUUUAAAAACAACAUAUGAGCUCUCUUCUGUGAAGAGUUUGGUACUGAACAAGGCUACUUGUAGUUUCUCUUUGUCUGUACCAUAAUCCCAGUGCCCAUUCCAAUGGCCCAGUUGAUUCACGACUUUUUGUUGUUGUUUUUUGUAGACACCCCCUCCCCACAUGAAACAUGGGAAAGAAAGAAUCUUCUUGAAUUCUCACAAAAAGAAAUAAAAAUGCAGGGCAUUAUGUGUUUUG